Messenger RNA from Schistocerca gregaria, 3339 nucleotides. RefSeq names its product glycerophosphodiester phosphodiesterase 1. Gene Ontology annotation, biological process: lipid metabolic process. NCBI's taxonomy places the organism in Eukaryota, Metazoa, Arthropoda, Insecta, Orthoptera, Acrididae. Gene Ontology annotation, molecular function: phosphoric diester hydrolase activity. The record is from RefSeq and is a predicted model, not a curated record. The coding region runs from base 894 to 2036 and encodes 380 amino acids. The transcript is spliced from 6 exons.
AGUAGCCUGUUCAUUGCCCUUCCCAGCUGCUGCUGAUCAAUAAUAAAUUCUAAGUGACGCCAACGUUUCUUAUUAAAUUUAUAACUAGCUUACAUGUGAGUGAUAGUGCAUGGCAGAUACCAGCAGGUUUUUGACCAAACAUUGGGAACCAAGUUUUUGUAAAAUUAAAAUUCGAUAGUCGCUGUUAAACGUGAAAGGCACUCAAGAUUUAGCGAAGUACCUAGUAAUUUGAUGAAAGAAGUGUGGUGCCAAGAUUUUUUAACCUUACUACGCAUAUAAGACGGUAAAAUGUGUUGCUGAUUGUUAAAUUUCGGACUAAAUGCUUAAACAUACUAAUUAUGCGAAUUGCUAAAUUUGCGCACAUUUUCUUAGUUCGAAAAUGUUUCCAUUGAUAAUGUUGUGUGCCGUCAAAACUUAGGCCACAUUUUAAAGGUGCUAAAAAUUGAUGGUGUACUAGAAUCGAUAUUAUGACGUGGAAGCCAUUAGCUGUAUAAACUUUAAAUCUUCCCUGAAAAAUUCACUUAUGAAAUACAGAUACUUAUGACAAAACUAAAGAAUUAGUGCUAUUGUUAACCCACAACUACUUUCCACCUCUCGGAAAAUGUACUUUCUGUAGUAAGAUAGACAGCCUGCUGUUUAAUAACACGUGUAAUUGACGAUUCUAUGGACUACAUAAGUUGUUUCGGUCUCAUUAUUCUACGUGGAUAUUUCGUAUUUCGCGCCUGUUGUGGAAUGUGUAUACAUACAAAAGCGCACAUGGUUGCCAUAAAUAACUUCUAUGUGCAUAAUCUUUGUUGAAGCCAGUGCAGUGUGAUCUUAUAGUAACUAAUUAUUUGCGCUCAAAGUGCGUGUGGUCGAUGGCGAGAACUAUAAAAGCGUAGGAAUCCACGUGUAUGAGGCAAUUACUGUCACACUGCCUAGAGUACGCCGGUGCAGUUUGUGUUGUUACCAUGAGCUUGCCGGGAAUGUUAUUGAGUUGCUUUAAAUGUUGGACUUACUUGUAUGGUCUUUAUUUGUGUUUAUCAGAAGCAGUGUGCUGUACAGUACCAAUUUCGUUUCUCGCCCCUAUACUGUUGGCAUUGUGGAUUAAGUAUUUACGAAUUCCCCCACCUGAUGCAAAACUAGUCGAAGAUGUAUUAGGAUGCGAUCCGUGGGCGUUAGCUGAAUGCAACGGCAACGGAACAAACGAAUCUAAUAAUGAGCGGUAUGUUAUGAGAACAGUUGCUCACCGCGGAGCGGGUUUAGAUGCUCCAGAAAACAGUUUGUCUGCUUUGAGGAGGGCUAAAGAAAAAGGAUGCAGUGCUGUAGAAAUAGAUGUUGCUCUUACAUCGGACGGUGUUCCUAUUGUUUUUCAUGAUGAUACUGUGGAUAGAAUAACGACAGCCACCGGUGAAGUGAAAGAUAUGACUUGGGCCAAACUGAAAAAUCUGGAUAUUUCUUCAAAACAUCCAUUCAGUGACAGAUACAAGGGAGAGAGAAUUGCCUUGCUAGAUGAAGCCAUUCAGGAAUGCAUUAAACUGGGACUAAGAGUAUUUCUUGACUUGAAGGGAGACGAUUUAAAGCUUGUUCCAGUUGUGCUGGAUGCAUUUGAUAAGAACAGUAGACUGUACAAGACUGCAGUGGUAUCAUCAUUUAAUCCAUACUUAAUCUACAUGAUACGACGAGCAGACCCAAAUAUUGUUUGUUCCAUGGCUUGGAGACCAAAUUUUUAUGCGUAUCAAUCAUAUGAUGGCACUUUUGGUGAAAGCCAUCCACGUUUCAAUGGCCUAAUUUCUCAUAUCUUGGCUUUAUUAGUUGAUGCUGCCAGUGACUGGGCACUUCAUAAUGUUACAUAUUACAUUCUUGGCCUCUCUGCUGUUCUCCUGCAGAAGGACAAUGUUACACUUGAGACUGUCCGCAAAUGGAAAGAACGAGGAGUCCGUGUUAUUCCAUGGACUGUCAAUCAUCCACUGGAGAAGCAAUUUUUCUCCAGAAUACUGAAGGUUACAUAUAUGACAGAUACACUUGAUGGCGAACCAAACAGACUGACCAGUUAAUAUUUCUAUUCCGAUUUUUGUGCAUUAGUUUUCAUGGUAGUAGUUAAGCAUGUCGUGAGAGGAUUUCACAUUUUUUGUUUUAUUUAUAAUUAUACACAUGUAUUAGUUUAUGAAGCCAUAUAACUGUGAUUCAAUGAAAUGUAAGUUUAUUUCUUAUAGAAAUUGGGAAAAAAAAGAGUUUUGUGAAAAAAAGGAAAGACCCUAUUAAUAGGGAUGGAGAAGGCUAAUCAGUUUGAUGCACGAUUCUUUGGUGGACCAGUUUUUUUUUAAGUUACACUCUUAAAAUGUUCAUUUUGAAUGUUUAGUUGCUUAAAAAGCAUUUUUGUAGGCUAUAAAUGAUGCAUUUGAGAUGUGCCUUGAACUCUGCAUGUGAGUAUCUAUUCUUGAGUGAGGUGUCUUUCUCUUUAUAUGGCAGCUCAGAUCUGUUUUAAGUAUGGUGUUAAAGUACCAUAAUAAACAGUAUGGCUUUUUAAGGAGGAAAAAUUCAUUUGUCACAAAUGGAAGAAUGGAAUUGUAUUCAAUUUUAAUACUUAAUUUAUAAUUUACAGCUGAGCUUAGUAUCAUAUGUCUUCGAAGCAGAAGACUGCUUUUUGCAUUUUAUGUGAUGAAUGAUAUUGUUUACAAUAAGUACAAAUUAUUAUAGUCCUGGCUUUGGAACUGUAUAAGAUUAUUUUUCUACAUAAACUCUUCAGCAAAUUGAGGGAGAAUUACGGAACAAAAACUGUGCUUAGAAGCACAGAUAACCAUGUACAAAAGACUGCCAUUAGUUACCUAUGGAAGAAAGAAUUUAAGUAUUUAUUAUAUAUUUGCAUUAGUCAUAAUAAAAAACAGAACAACUUGUACUUACCAAGCAGCAGCAGCAUCAACAACAAAAACAGUGUACUCGUAUACAAUACACAAAGAAGGGCUGGUUAAGUUUUGUGCUGCUUACUGGGUGGAAGUUUUUUUUUUUUUUUGUUCUAAUUUCGUUGUGAAAAUUGAUUUCUUGCAAAGCUAAAAUUAAGAUUGUAGUUCCAGCAGAUCAAAGCAAUUAUGGAGACAUCAUUAACUUAUUUGAAGCCAAAAAAAGUUACCAUUAUAAUUAAGAACACGUGUUUGGCAAUAUUAUGUGCAUUUAACCUUACUUACUUUUAAAUAUGUUCAUUACUUCAUAACUUACUUCAAAACAAUUUAAACUGCAUAUAAAAAGCAUCAAAAGUGCAAUUUCGUCAGUCAUCGCAUUUGUGAGAAAAUGUGCAUUCAGCCUGUCUUUCUUUUUUUAUUAUUAUUAUAGCAAACCAAUAAAUUUUUGGAGCAACUUUAA